UGUCACAUGAUUCAGUUCAAAGUUUCCCGGAAGCCAGUCUCACCUCCUUUUAGCAUUACCUGAUUUAGUGCCAUGUUAUUUUAAAAUCUAACAUUAGUUCGCUUUAGUUUAAUGAGUUGUCCAACUUUUUACAUUUCCUAAAUUAUCCUUUGGCCAACAUCGUUGCAAAAAUGACAGAAGAGGCAGGUGCUGCUGCACAUGCAAGAACGGUCCUUCAGCAGUGUAUUCACGCUAGGCUGCAGGUGAAACCGGCGGAUGAGGAGUCCGGGGCUGAAUGGGUGGAGAUUAACCGGGGGAUGGUGAUAUACAUAUGCUUUUUUAAGGGAGCCACUGAGGAUAUCAUCCCCAAAAUGGUGUCCACCCUGCUGAACCUGAGACUGUGUGAGGCAGACUCCGGGAAGUACACGUCCGUCCUGGAGCUGCCUGGGAGUGUGCUGGUGGUGCCGCAGGCUACCCUGGGGGGCAAGGCCAAGGGCAAGGGCAUGCAGUACCACAACAACAUCAGAAAAGAGGAGGGCCUCAGGCUCUAUUCAGACUUUGUCUGUCAGUGUGAGAGGGAGCUGGACUCGGCUAGAGGACGCACGGCGGAGGAGGGGGCCGGGGCUAAGACGACAGUCAAGCACGGGACUUAUGGGAACCGACAGGUGUUAAAGCUGGAUACGAAUGGACCGUACACACACUUAAUGGAGUUCUGAAUCUCAUGGGAGAUGGUACCAUUUUAGAGCUGGAUCUGAAACACUGGUCCUUAACCCUUGUGCUGCCUUCGGGUCAUUGUGACCCAAGGGCAGAUAACACAAGGGUUACAAUAACUUGGCAGCAUUGUGGGAAUAUGAUCGGUUUAAUAUCCAGAUUGUUGUUUGUUGAUGAGUGAAUGUACUGUACAUAAAUCAUUUUAAACCUA
Molecule: messenger RNA, 901 nt
Organism: Osmerus eperlanus (European smelt)
Lineage: Eukaryota; Metazoa; Chordata; Actinopteri; Osmeriformes; Osmeridae
Gene: dtd2
Product: D-aminoacyl-tRNA deacylase 2
Exons: 3
Coding region: 171-695 (174 amino acids)
Biological process (GO): tRNA metabolic process
Cellular component (GO): cytoplasm
Molecular function (GO): D-tyrosyl-tRNA(Tyr) deacylase activity
Source: RefSeq, a predicted model, not a curated record